ACCAGACCAAAUUCACUUUCCAGCCCCUGCAUGUUGAACCUGAAACUUGAGCUAGUGUCUUGGGAGAAAAGGGGGAAAUCUCUACGAGCACAGGCGCUGACAGCCAUCCCAGCCCUUCUGUCUUCGGGCCUGAACCAAACGGUGCCAUGGGAAACUGUCUGCACCGGGCGGAGCUCUCCCCCUCAACUGAGAACUCAAGUCAGCUACACUUUGAAGAUUUAUGGGAUUUUUCCUAUGGUGAGAAUGAUUCCUUCCCAGAUGUAGACUACGAUGCCAACCUGGAAGCAGCUGCCCCCUGCCACUCCUGUAACCUGCUGGAUGACUCUUCACUGCCCUUCUUCAUCCUCACCAGUGUCCUGGGCAUCCUAGCUAGCAGCACUGUCCUCUUCAUGCUUUUCAGACCUCUCUUCCGCUGGCAGCUCUGCCCUGGCUGGGCUGUCCUGGCACAGCUGGCUGUGGGCAGUGCCCUCUUCAGCAUUGUGGUGCCCAUCUUGGCCCCAGGGCUAGGUAGCACUCGCAGCUCCGCCCUGUGUAGCCUGGGCUACUGUGUCUGGUAUGGCUCAGCCUUUGCCCAGGCUUUGCUGCUAGGGUGCCAUGCCUCCCUGGGCCACAAACUGGGUGCAGGCCAGGUCCCAGGCCUCACCCUGGGGCUCACUGUGGGAAUUUGGGGAGUGGCUGCCCUACUGACACUGCCUGUCACCUUGGCCAGUGGUGCUUCUGGUGGACUCUGCACCCCGAUAUACAGCACGGAGCUGAAGGCUUUGCAGGCCACACACACUGUAGCCUGUCUUGCCAUCUUUGUCUUGUUGCCAUUGGGUUUGUUUGGAGCCAAGGGGCUGAAGAAGGCAUUGGGUAUGGGGCCAGGACCCUGGAUGAAUAUCUUGUGGGCCUGGUUUAUUUUCUGGUGGCCUCAUGGGGUGCUUCUAGGACUGGAUUUCCUGGUGAGGUCCAAGCUGUUGCUGUUGUCAACAUGUCUGGCCCAGCAGGCUCUGGACCUGCUGCUGAACCUGGCAGAAGCCCUGGCAAUUUUGCACUGUGUGGCUACACCCCUGCUCCUCGCCCUAUUCUGCCACCAGGCCACCCGCACCCUCUUGCCCUCUCUGCCCCUCCCUGAAGGACGGUCUUCUCAUUUGGACACCCUUGGAAGCAAAUCCUAGUUCUCUUCCCACCUGUCAACCUGAAUUAAAGUCUACACUGCCUUUGUGAA
This is a messenger RNA of Nomascus leucogenys (northern white-cheeked gibbon), 1207 nucleotides long. RefSeq names its product atypical chemokine receptor 1 (Duffy blood group) (gene ACKR1). Lineage: Eukaryota; Metazoa; Chordata; Mammalia; Primates; Hylobatidae. The record is from RefSeq and is a predicted model, not a curated record. Gene Ontology annotation, molecular function: C-C chemokine binding. Gene Ontology annotation, cellular component: membrane. Gene Ontology annotation, biological process: inflammatory response; regulation of chemokine production; chemokine-mediated signaling pathway.